Molecule: messenger RNA, 2421 nt
Organism: Trichobilharzia regenti
Lineage: Eukaryota; Metazoa; Platyhelminthes; Trematoda; Strigeidida; Schistosomatidae
Source: the annotation of a GenBank genome assembly
CAAAGUGUCAAUUUAAUACCAGUUGCAGUAGCGCCAGUGUGGGUGAUUCAAUCUUCUUCCCUUAACCUUCGGAUUUUGGAUGUCUCUCAAUAAAGGCAUAGAAUUGGUCACUCGUGCCACAGCCGAGGAUAAGGCGAAGAAUUAUGAAGAGGCAUUACGAUUAUAUGAGCAUGCAAUCGAGUACUUCAUACACGCAAUAAAAUAUGAGGCUCCAAGUGACAGAGCAAAAGAGUCUAUUCAGACCAGCUGCUCUCGUUAUCUGGAUAGGGCCGAACAGAUCAAAAAGUAUAUGGCCUCGAAAGCUCGGGAAAAAUCCGAGGCUAAUUCCGGUGGUACGAAGGAAAAGAAGCGUGACGAUUCCGACAAAGAAGAUGGUGAAAGUUCUCGUCUCCAGACUCAGUUACAAGGAGCGAUAGUGACUGAGAAGCCCAAUAUCAGCUGGGAUGACGUUAUUGGCUUGCAGUCAGCAAAGGAAGCUCUUAAAGAGGCAGUAAUUUUGCCCACCAAAUUUCCUCAUUUAUUCACUGGAAAGCGUACUCCUUGGAGAGGCAUUCUUUUGUAUGGCCCUCCUGGAACUGGCAAAUCAUUUCUGGCCAAAGCUGUCGCAACAGAAGCAAACAAUUCAACUUUCCUAUCUGUUUCGAGUUCAGACGUGGUUAGCAAGUGGCUUGGUGAAUCUGAAAGAUUGGUGAAAUCACUAUUUACCAUAGCCAGAGAGCAAAAACCAAGCAUUAUAUUCAUCGAUGAGGUUGACUCGCUUUGUGGGUCACGAAAUGAUAAUGAAUCGGAGUCUACACGACGAAUUAAAACCGAGUUUUUAAUUCAGAUGCAGGGUGUUAGCUCAAAUAACGAGAAUGUCCUUGUAUUGGCAGCUACAAAUACUCCUUGGACUUUAGAUUCUGCCAUACGCCGUCGUUUUGAAAAACGUAUCUAUAUUCCUCUUCCUGAAACUCCUGAACGUAUAACUAUGUUCAAGUCAAAUUUGGGAACCACUUCGCACUCUUUAUCAGAAAAAGAUUUUAUUGAAUUGGGUGCAAGAAGUGCAGGUUAUUCUGGUGCAGAUAUAUCCGUUGUCGUCCGUGAGGCUUUAAUGAUGCCUGUAAGAAAGGUUCAUACCUCAACACACUUUAAACGAGUGUGUGGUCCUAGUCCUACUAAUCCAUCGAAAGUUGUUGGUGAUCUUCUAAUGCCAUGCUCUCCUGGGGAUACUGGUGCUAUUGAAAUGGAUUGGGGGAAAGUCCCAAGCGAUAAACUCAAAGAGCCUCCAGUUGCUAUGCAUGAUAUGUUGUCUUCAUUAGAACGGAACAAGCCAACUGUAAAUGCUGAAGACUUGGCUAAACAUCGUAAAUUUACAGAUGAUUUCGGUCAAGAGGGAUCCUGACUCUUUUAUUGCUGUCUAUUAUUAAGUUAUAAUUUUCUUUUCUUCUUAUUUUGGUUUACACCAAAACCAAAAACACCAGUCCUUUUGCUCUUUUAUUUUACUGAAAGAUUUUGCAUUAGUUAACAAAAUUAGUCUUUGUUGGUUUUAAACUGAAAAAGAAUCUUGGCAGUAUAUAUAUUUACAUAAACCUCAUUUAUGAUAUCUUGGUAUUGUAUUGGGUGAUAAUUUUCUCCAAAUUUCUUUCUUUUUUGUUUAUAAUUGACAAUGAUUCCAACUCUCUGUACAUCAUUUCUGAAACAUUAACUUACUCGUAUGUAUUCAUACAUUAUAUCGACUAAUUGCCAAGUUCUAAUUGGGCUAACUGUCGGUAUAUUACAUUUGUCAUGUUAAUUUAUAUGUUUAAAAUAUGUGGUAUAUUUUUUAAAUGUCUAUUUUUAUAGUUUAGUUUACACGCUAGUUACAAAUUGAUUGUCUGGUUGCUUUCAUCAUUGGAUUUCAGUUUCGUGAUGAUGAUUGUAGUAUGCCUCAAUUAGUGGGCCUACGUACUUUAAAAAAUGUGUGUCUGUGCUUAUUGUAGUACUUGUAACAAGAAUGUGCUUACAUGUUUCGCUUGUUUGUUUUCAAAAAUUAUAUAUAUGCAUGCAAUGCAUGGCGUUGCUUAUUUGUUUUAUCGUUGUAAAACGUAUUGCAGACGUUGUGUGUUUUUCAGAAAAUCAUCUGUUAAGAUUUCUGUCCCUCUUUCAUAUACAGGUGUCAUUUGUUACGAAUUUAAUUUUGCGAUAAUAAAUUAUAUAAAUGCUUCGAUAUUGAUACUAGAGCAUAAUGUUGAAUUAAACAUCGUUUUAAACUUGAAUAAAGGAAAUCAAGAGUGAACUUUUCGCAGUUAGCUUUAACAUUCUGUACGUGCAAUUUACUCUGACCACAUUUACUUCAGUGUUUGUCUUCACCGUCAUGCUUACUUACGAUCUAUUCCUUAGGAGUUUAUCUUCUAUGGUGUGUUAAAAGCAUAGGUACAAUGGCUGGUUAGACCGUUACUAAGU